AUGGCGGCAACUGUCAGUGGAGUGCUUUGUGUACAAGCAGAAGACGAGAUUAAUCUGCAGGAGGUUGUUGACAAAUUACCAGAAGAUCUGGUCGGAAAAUUGAACAUUUCAGCACUUCCUUCGACAGAGGAAGCAGAAAAACUGGCCAGAGAAAAAUGCAGAAAGGAAAGUGGAAGCGACGAUGCUUACGAUAAAGCUUUUGCCGCCAAAGAUGAGCUUAAGACUUGUUUCACGUCUUUGCUGAAUAUGGAGGAACUUAAACAGGAGAUGGAAAAGGCUAAACCGACAGGAGAUUUAGAUUUAGUUUUUAAAAAAUACUGCCAAUUGACACCCGUCCUUAAACAAUGUGUCUUCAAUUUCACAUUUCGAUAG
Ctenocephalides felis (cat flea) is the source of this 372-nucleotide messenger RNA. RefSeq names its product 27 kDa hemolymph protein-like. The transcript is spliced from 4 exons. The record is from RefSeq and is a predicted model, not a curated record. Lineage: Eukaryota; Metazoa; Arthropoda; Insecta; Siphonaptera; Pulicidae. Bases 1 to 372 code for a protein of 123 amino acids.